GAUGUUUUAUGUUUUGUAUACAGUGUGUACACACCACCGCUCGCCCAUCAGCCGCUGCAGUGUGCACCCAACAGAUUUAGUUUAAGAACAAUUUAUGCGCAGUAAAUAACUAAAAGGAAACGUUGUUUAUUAAGGUGUUACAAGCAUAUUGGAAGUGCCGUUCAGACAUCAGUUGCUGCACGCCCCAGGAAAGUGGUCAAAACAAAUACCACGUGCAUCCGAGACAGCUUUUUUUUCUUUCUUCUUGUUGUCAUAUUAAUUUCAAAAAGAAAGCCUCAAGAUGGGUAUGGUACAAAAGCGCAAAAAGAUGCACUAUGGCGACACGCAUCUGCAGCGUCGCUGGCGUGUACGCAACCGUCGCAGGGAUCUCGACCAAAUCGAUGACGAUCUGCGCACACGCAGCGGCGAGCUAAUUAAUCAGAACGUGGACCUUGAUAAGCCGGGCUUCGCACAGUUCUAUUGUGUUCACUGUGCCAAGUACUUCAUCGACGACAGAUCGAUGCAGGCGCACUUUCGCACCAAGGUGCACAAGCGCCGCCUAAAGGCGCUCGAAACGGAGCCAUACAGCAUCGAGGAGUCGGAGCGUGCGGCUGGCCGCGGCAGCUUCCAGAUGCCCAAGAAGCGCGUCAUCGAGACGCAGCCAAGCAAAGAUGAGGUCAAGGCUGGCAAGCGCAUCAAAGUUGAGGUGAAGCCCGAAGAGGACAAGCCCAUGGACGAGGAUGCGCCCACAACAUCCGCAAAGCUGACACGAAAGAAACCUAAGAAAAUGGCGACCUGAAUUGUAAUGCUAUGCAGAUUUUCUUUAGCUCGUUAAACCAAUAUAUGUAUAUUUUUUUUUUAUAUAUAUGUAAACCUUUCCAAAUCUAAAAAGUUCAUUGUAAUAGCUUGCGCAGUCGCCGAACCUUAUGUAAAUCGUACAUUACAAAAGAAUGUAAAAUAUAUAGACGAAUAUUCGUCUUACAUUAAUCAAA
Messenger RNA from Drosophila novamexicana, 971 nucleotides. Its product is annotated as zinc finger protein 593 homolog. Lineage: Eukaryota; Metazoa; Arthropoda; Insecta; Diptera; Drosophilidae. The record is from RefSeq and is a predicted model, not a curated record. The transcript has 2 exons. Gene Ontology annotation, molecular function: nucleic acid binding; zinc ion binding. The coding region runs from base 281 to 778 and encodes 165 amino acids.